ACUCCGGCCUACGGGAUUUCCCAUAUAUCUCGAGUAUUUUCUUGGUGGACAGUAGUAACAUGGUAGUGCACGAGCCGUGCGUAAUUGCGGACCACUUUAUUCCUCGGAUGAGGAAAACCAGACAACACUUGUUCCCAUCCCAGAUAGUGAGAAUUGGGAGAAAAAACUCAACACAUCAUCACCUCCUCUCCUUCUCUCUCUCGAACAGUCAAACCUCCACCCCUCUCCUCUACUUCAAUCCUUCCACCACCGCCGCCGCCGCCGCCAAUCCCAAUUCCCACACUUCACCCAUGACCGAACCAGCCCAAACCCAAACCCCAACUCAACCCCACCAUGACUCCACCACCACCACCCCCACCCCACCCUCACCCACCACCACAACCGCAGCCUCCGCCAAUGCCCCUCCGCAAAACCCCGCACCCAUCACCAAAAUCCCCUUCCGCCCCAGAAAAACCCGGAAACUCUCCCCCGAUCCCAACCCCCCUUCUCCCUCCUCCUCCGAAAAAAGCCCUAGACCAAAACCCACCACGAAAAGAACCAAGACCACGCCCCUCCACCCCAAGCCCUUGCAGCAGCAGAAACCGAUCGUCCCUGCCGCCGCCGCGCGAUCCCUCUCCUGCGACGGCGAGAUCGACGCCGCCCUCCGCCACCUCCGCGCGGCCGACCCCGUCCUCUCUCCCGUAAUCUCUCUCCACCGCCCCCCCACCUUCGACUCCACCACCCACCCCCCUUUCCUCGCCCUCGCCAAAUCCAUCCUCUACCAGCAGCUCGCCUACAAGGCCGGCACCUCCAUCUACACCCGCUUCGUCUCCCUCUGUGGCGGUGAAAACGGCGUUGUUCCGGCUACCGUUCUAGCCCUAACCCCGCCCCAGCUCCGCCAGAUCGGUGUAUCGGGUCGGAAAGCAAGUUACUUGCACGACCUAGCGAGAAAGUACCAAAAUGGGAUUCUGUCGGAUGAGGGCAUUGUUGAUUUGGAUGAUAAGUCUUUGUUUACCAUGUUGACCAUGGUUAACGGGAUUGGGUCGUGGUCGGUUCACAUGUUUAUGAUUUUUUCGCUUCAUAGACCGGAUGUGCUUCCCAUUAACGAUUUAGGGGUGAGGAAAGGGGUGCAGUUGCUUUAUGGUUUGGAGGAGUUGCCGAGGCCAUCGCAGAUGGAGCAGUUGUGUGAGAAGUGGCGGCCGUAUCGGUCCGUUGGGGCAUGGUAUAUGUGGAGGUUGGUGGAGGCAAAGGGGCCGCCCCAACCGGUUUCAACGAGUGGUGGUGGGGCGGUGCCGGCUGGCAGUACAUUGCAGUUGCAGAAUCAGGAGGAAGAGCCACAGCAGCAGCAGCAGUUUAUGGAUCCUAUAAAUGGCAUUCUCAAUAUAGGGGCCUGUGCAUGGGGACAAUGAUAGCCAAGGCGCUUGCGAAACUGAAAUUCUCUGCCCUUGGAAUCAGAUGUGUUCUCAUGAUUAUGUUCUUCCGUCAAGCCACUGUGAGAAGGCUCGAAAGCAAUCGCGAAGGAUACUACUAUUGGGUUACACAAAUCUUGAGUCAUUGAGGCUCUGCAGAUGAGUUUUUAAACUGAUAUCUAGUGAAUCAGUCCUGGGUUUCAUUGUACACACUUGUAAUGCUCUAGUAUUGUUAAUUUUAUUUCAUAGUAACACUUGGAAGCUGAUGUAUCGGUAUUUUCACAUUCUGAUGCUGUUUGUCCAUUGUUAAUUUGACGCUGGGUUCUCUAGGAGACCACUAGUCUACUGCUAACCCAUGCCUCUCAACUUCCUG
Molecule: messenger RNA, 1761 nt
Organism: Rhododendron vialii
Lineage: Eukaryota; Viridiplantae; Streptophyta; Magnoliopsida; Ericales; Ericaceae
Exons: 2
Coding region: 60-1388 (442 amino acids)
Biological process (GO): base-excision repair, AP site formation; base-excision repair; DNA alkylation repair
Cellular component (GO): nucleus; protein-DNA complex
Molecular function (GO): DNA-7-methylguanine glycosylase activity; DNA-3-methyladenine glycosylase activity; alkylated DNA binding
Source: RefSeq, a predicted model, not a curated record